AUGGCGGGGGAAUCGUCUGACACGCAAGCUUCCACGUCUCAGCCCGAUCCUAAACGCAGGAAGUUGACUCCCGAGAGAGCCAGGGCGACCUAUUUAUCCGGACAACUACGUCUCCGUCUACAGUAUGCGAAGUUGAAAGUUGAGCAUGGCUGGCAAAGGCAGACCCUUAAUGAGGUGGAGAAUCUGUAUUUUCACCAUACCCAAAAGCAUCGACCGCCUCCCAUACAUUCAGGACGGCGCAAUGCGCGAGUCUCUUUCCACCCUUUCAGCAGUGCCAGCCCAAAUGGAUCAUCGUCUCUGUUUCCCGUCAGCAUCCAGAAGAUAGAGUAUCCUGCUCCGGGAACGGUUGAUUGGCAUGGCGCCAAUUCCAAUUCUGGCAAUCCGCAAGCAGGAUCGUCUGUAGGCCCUGCACGAGACGUAGUGCACAAUGAAGACGCUGCCGUAGCAUCUUCUUCCCGAGGGUCAACAUCCACAAACGGAGGCUCGAGCGUACAACCGUUAUCAAGCACAGGCUCGACUCUAUCCAAUCCCAAGGACCCCUCCUCAAGAGGCUCAGUGUCUCCGAAACACCCAAGCGACAUCCACGCACCUACCUCUUCCUCUGCCUCGGGCGAACUGCUCCCCGCAUACUCGUCCUCACAGUCGUUCAUGCCGAGUCCAAGCCCGUCCCCCUUCUCAUCCCCAAACAAUACCUCGCGUCCUGCGCCAUCGCCCUUCCAGUACACGCCGCUGACAUCCAUUGGCCAAGUGUCUGCAGCGCUCGGGGCGCCGACGACCUCGGGCCUCACGUACGACUCGUUCUGGUCCUCGCACUCCGCCUUCCGCGCGUCCCUUCCGAGCCCGCUGGGUGCGUGCUCGACGUCCGCACCCGGAGCUGCACCGUCUGCUGUGGAGGUUACGGGUGCGGCGGCACCGAGCGUAUCGUUCCGAUGA
Messenger RNA from Sparassis crispa, 933 nucleotides. RefSeq lists its product as hypothetical. NCBI's taxonomy places the organism in Eukaryota, Fungi, Basidiomycota, Agaricomycetes, Polyporales, Sparassidaceae. The record is from RefSeq and is a predicted model, not a curated record. Bases 1 to 933 code for a protein of 310 amino acids. The transcript is spliced from 4 exons.